AUGGUCUACUCCCCCCUCGCUGCCCUCGUCGUCACCCUUGCUGCCGUCGCUCACGCCCUGCCCCAGAGGGACCCGUACACGCCCGGCUCCAACGACCCCAGCUCUCCCGACUACCCGCGCGACGAGAAUCCGUGCGGAACGCCCGCCGAGCGCGCGGCGGGCUUUGUAUGGUGCGACUUUGAAUGUGUCAACCGCAACAUUACCUCGCACCACUGCGGCUCAUGCUAUAACUGGUGUGACGAACUCGAGGGUGCCUUCCGGGUGUGCCGCGAGGGCGCGUGCGUCAAGUGCCCGCCUGACCAGAGGAUGUGCGCCAACCUCUGCGUCAACAACGAGAAUGACAAUAACCACUGCGGCGACUGCUACAACAAGUGCGAGGUAGGGAAAAACUGCGUAAAGGGCAGCUGCGUCUAGUCGUAAUAGGCCAGGAUAAUGCGUC
This is a messenger RNA of Cutaneotrichosporon oleaginosum, 439 nucleotides long. RefSeq lists its product as uncharacterized. NCBI's taxonomy places the organism in Eukaryota, Fungi, Basidiomycota, Tremellomycetes, Trichosporonales, Trichosporonaceae. The record is from RefSeq and is a predicted model, not a curated record.